AUGUUAUUACAUUGCAUUAUAUCACCGAUUUUCUCUAUUUAUCAGCCCUUGGGUGAAAUUGUUGAUUGUCGUUGUCCUGUUACAGGGGCCACUGUUAUCGGCCUCCCGCCACCACUAGUCGUGGCGAUGCGCAUUGCCAAAUCAGACGUCGCCGUGGGUGUCUCUACUGCUAAACUCGUGGAAGUCAGUGGCCAUCUAAAGUGUAGCCCGGAAGCUAUGCGGGAGGCUGUCUCCUCCGAGCCACUACAA
This is a messenger RNA of Protopolystoma xenopodis, 249 nucleotides long. Lineage: Eukaryota; Metazoa; Platyhelminthes; Monogenea; Polystomatidea; Polystomatidae. The record is from the annotation of a GenBank genome assembly.